AUGGUGCCACCCACACGGCUCGCUGUCACUUUGCUGUUCCAGAGCUCGGACAAGAUCCGUGAAGCGAAGGAGGCCCAACGGCUUGCCAUUGAGAAGGAUGGCCAGAAGGUCAGCGACAAGCUGGUGUACCUGAAACAGUAUGUCGGAAAUGCCUGCGGGACGAUUGCUUGCCUUCACAGCAUGGCAAACAAUGCAGAGGCCUUGGGGCUUUCUGCUGAAUCGCCGGUGGGCAAGUUCCUGGACACCAUCAAGGGCAAGUCGCCCCAGGAUGCUGGGCUCGCUUUGGUCGACGCCACGGAUCUGCAUUCGGCCUCGGAGGCCAGCGCACAGGGAGGCCAAACGUCGGCACCGCAGGCAGAUGCAGAUGUCGAUGCGCACUUCAUCUGCUUCGUGGAGAAAGAUGGAGAGCUUUUUGAGCUUGAUGGCAACAAGGCUUUCCCUAUCAAUCACGGGCCAACGGGCGGGGACCUCCUGGGUGCUGCGUGCAAGACCAUCAAG
Molecule: messenger RNA, 498 nt
Organism: Symbiodinium necroappetens
Lineage: Eukaryota; Dinophyceae; Suessiales; Symbiodiniaceae
Source: the annotation of a GenBank genome assembly